AUGCUCGCCUCAUCUCCCUCUUCGUCUGCUGUGACCAUCCCAACGCCGGGCAAGUCGAUCCUCAAGCGCCCCCCGCCUCCACAGCAGUCAUUUUUCUCCCUUGCGAGACUAUCCAAGCUCCUGCCGACACAGAGCCAGCAAGCUGCAAAUCAGGAUGAGAAUGCGACGCUCAAGAGAGCGCACUUUAUCCUCCCGGAGAUGACUAUGGUCUAUCCAAUCUCUGCGGCAAAUCCACCGUCAACUCCCACUUUGAAGGAAGAGAAGCGGUCCAUUGAGGAGCGCGAAGUAGAACGCAGGCGGCGUGUUGUGCGGGGCAAUUCAAUUAAUCAUGAUUCUAACACGUCGGAUACAUGGUGGAGCAUGGACAAAGUCGAGUCUUUCUACAGGGAAUGUUGCGAAGGGCGGGAGGAGGUUCCUGACCCAGGUAUUUCUACCGCUUUCAAGCGCGCUGCCGGAACAAACCCACGCACGGUGGACUUCUCAGGAGUGCAGCUGACGGUGGGGUCGGCGUCAGUGCUGUCCGACGUGUUCACCAUUGAGUGGGGGCUGCGGAAACUGGUCUUCAAGGAAUGUGACCUAGACGACCAGACCCUCAAACCCAUGUUACAUGCCCUACUGAUCCCAGACAGCCUAACGUUCCUGUCUGUUGCGUCAAAUCGGCGUUUGAAGGCACCAGCAUUCCGGUUGAUCGGUGCGUACCUUGCGAAGACCAAGAGCCUGCAGUUCUUGGACCUUUCGCAGAACUCACUCGACAAGCGGUCAAUCGAGUAUAUUGCGGCAGCACUUGCCGAAGUACCCAAGCUGGGCCUGGUAUCGCUAAGGCUGGAUGAUUGCACCCUGAAGCCGAUUGCUUUAGAUGCACUAGCCAACACCGUACGGAAAGCCUCCCUGCGCAACAUAUCCCUCCGUCUGAACCGCAUCAAUGCGACCGGCGCAGUCGCGAUCGCACUUAUGAUCAGAGACUAUCCAGACCGUUAUCCAUCGACAGGCGGCAGCUCCACUCCAACGUCGCCCAUCGCGACGAGCCCAACCCUUACUUCGCUGCUAUCUCCACCUUCAACUCCUUCCUUAUCGACGAUCUCGCUCAGCAGCGAUGGCACCGCGACACCACCACCUCCUCCGCCAGCGCGCACAGGGCCUCUCCCUCCACCUCCACGGCACCCCUCCACGAUCCCUCAGAUUACCUACACGCCCUAUGUGCCCCGUGCGCGGCGAGCUGCCACGGGUACGGCGACGGCGACAGCAGCGGCGGUGAAUCCGCUCUCCCUGACCGGCCAGCCGGUACCCAUCAUCACGUCGUCGGCGCAGGGCGGAGUGACCACGCGACAUUCGGUUCCUCCGCCUGUGCACCCGUCGGUGUCGGGGCACAAUCAUAACGGGUCACAGAGAUAUGACAAGGGCCCGAGCGCUGCGUUGCUGGACAAGGUGCGCGCGUUAGACAAUCUGCCUAGAUUGGGGGCGUUGCGGACGCUGGAUCUGCGCGGGAACGAUAUCCGGACGGGCAUUACGUAUAUUGCACAGGUGUUGAAGCGAAAUCGAACGUUGAAGGUCCUGAACUUGAGCGAGAACAAGCUUGAUGUACAGGGACUGAUUCUAGUGGCUGAGGCUCUGAAAUACAACUCCUGCCUGGAGACGUUAGACCUCAGCAAGAACCCGUGUUGUGGUCCUGGCCUUGAAGGGAUACAAUCUCUGCGGACAGCGUUCACCCUCAAUGAUGCACUGAAACGAUUAUUCCUUUCCUCAACCGGGAUGACGCCAGCCGGAGCCAUCGCACUUGCCGAGUUCCUACCAGAAUCGACAUCAUUGUUACACCUAGAUCUUACCAUGAACAAUCUAGACCUUGCAGGCGUGAUGGCUCUGAAUUCGGGCCUGAAGGCGAAUCAUACAAUGCGAUGUCUAGAUCUCAACAUUCCUCCAGGUGAUGAAGAGAUGGCUCGCUUAUGUCGAGACAUUCUUUACUCCUGCGUGCGCAAUACGGAGGAGGCGGAGAAGAAAUCGCAGGCUACGAGCCCCGACGGCGCGAGCGGGCGGGGCCAGGGCAAGGGCGUCUGGGGCAUGAUCGAGGAGAGCGAGCUGGCCAAGUCCCUUCGGCAGGACGACAAGAAAAAGGUUGAUGACCCUGUUGACCACUCGCCUGUGCGUUCUGAGGCCUCGGCUGACUGCAUCCCUUCCGCGGCACGACAGGCCGAGUCGAACAUCCUCGCACAGGCACGCGGAUGCAAGGAACAGCUCGAAGACCUGCUCGCGCGCUCGCCAUCAUCUUCAUCAGCGCCUGCGACGCCCGUGCAAGAGGUGGUUGCGGAUCUGACCGCGAGCGUGAAGGAGGUGCAGAAAUCGCUGAUGAGCAUCAUCGACACGACGACAGAGCCUGCACGACUACAGGAGCUCCUGAGUUUGAACGACGAGCUGACAACCCUGCUGGCGCGAUGUGCGCCGCGGAGGCAAAGCCUCGUGCUACACGCGCUUGGCAUCCAUGUGGAGACGGGCAAAGCGAACGGAUCUGCAUCGCCUACUAAUGGGCACGCGCGACAUGGAGAGGCGGACGGUCGUGCUGAGGACACGAGCGACGAGGAGCCGAUCACACCUCGUGUAGAUAAGGGUAAAGGCAGAGCCGAACCGGAGCCAGAGGAGCCAGAGAAGGUCCUCAGCCCGACCUUCCUCAUCGACUCCGAUGACGAGGAUGGGGACGGGCAACACUUGUUAGUAACGCAACCAGAUGAUCUAGUGUCACCGACGGACUUGUCGCGAAGCUGGGUUGAAGAAGAGGGUGAAGUCUUCCGUAAGGGUGCGGUAUUGCUUGGACCGGAAGAGAUGGAGGGCGACUAUGAUGGUGAAGAACUCCGACGUGAGCUAUUGGAUGCUAUGGUGGAGCGUCCACCGCCAAGAGCAGUGCUGGAUGACUUUGGUGCUGAUCUGGGACCGGAGCCCCAACCAUCGCCUCCGACAUCCCCACAGGAGAAGAAGCCUCCUCGUCCCUAUGUUCGUCGCUCGCGGUCGUCGUCUUCUGUCAUCCCUACAGGCGACAACGCCGUCGACGCUGCCAACGGAGAGAAGCCGACAGAUAGCAGCCCAAAGACCGCCGCCGAGGUCUCAAGCCCGACUCAACCGUCUACACCUACUGUCCAGAUCAAGGCUUUCCUCAGUCGGAGGUUGUCUUCUGCGUCUUCAAAUUCCAAGGAAUCUGACUAAGCCCCGCAAUUUGGUGUUUUUACCUCAUGAUAUUGCAAGACCUCGUGAUGGCGCUUGCUAUCUUGCUUUGUCGUGCUUUCAAUUACCCUCGCAUACCUAUGCUACGCCCAACUGGAUAUCCCUCAUCUCCCAUCACUUAUUCCCUUCUCGUUGUGUUGAAUUUUAGCUCAGACAUACCUUGAGACAGCUGUUGCUUUAUUGCCCGUCUUGGGAAUGAACGUUACGGUACUACACGCUAGACUACCUUUCUUAUGAUCGUAUCCCCAGGCUUGGGUGCAAUUGGCUAUGGCUAUACCAUUGGUACAUACCUUCUAAUUUCUACGUAACAUAGGGCUGUGGCUU
Molecule: messenger RNA, 3531 nt
Organism: Postia placenta MAD-698-R-SB12
Lineage: Eukaryota; Fungi; Basidiomycota; Agaricomycetes; Polyporales; Adustoporiaceae
Exons: 11
Coding region: 1-3189 (1062 amino acids)
Molecular function (GO): protein binding
Source: RefSeq, a predicted model, not a curated record